Molecule: messenger RNA, 1815 nt
Organism: Neodiprion fabricii
Lineage: Eukaryota; Metazoa; Arthropoda; Insecta; Hymenoptera; Diprionidae
Product: serine hydrolase-like protein
Exons: 2
Coding region: 610-1491 (293 amino acids)
Source: RefSeq, a predicted model, not a curated record
GCAUCAGUGUGUGGGCCUUGCGUAGAUAUAACGCUGGUGCCUCGGCCAAGUUCAAAGAUCAAUUGUCACUGCUGUAAAUCUACCAAUUCAUCAAAUAAUUGCCACGUAAUUGUGGUUAACGCAAUGAAAGAUAAUUUUCCUGCCAGUAAUUGAUGGCAUUUUUACGUAGCGUGUCAGGAUCAUAUCAGGAUACCGAAAUUAAUUUGAAUGCGAAAAACAAACGAUAAACAGUUGCUGAACUUUCAAUCCAAGGACCAAGGACGACUUGUAUAAUUAUUGUCAAUUACCUGUUUUCACCUCUCACUUGUUAUGAGACCUGCAUGCCUGACUAGCUGUAUCAGUCCUAAGGGUCCUAAGUUAAGACCGUUUGUAUAAGGUCCUAAGUAUCAACAAAUGCAUGUACAAUUGACGAAUAAAAAACCGUUUGCUCAUAAAUAAUAAACAGAUUUGUAGUUAUGCGUGUGGUAUAUAUUCAGUUCAUUGAUAGCCAAGCACGUUGAGUAUCUUAUCUCUGAUUGACCUUGAAGUGUUGCCAUUCUAAGGCCAAAUAAAAACUGACAAUCAGCAACUAAAAAUUUUGAGUGUAACUGGUAACUCAACAAUCAAGAUAUGUCACCCGAGGAACUACGUCUUCCAAUGCCAUGGGGUCACAUAGCAGCCAAGGCAUGGGGUUCACCUAAUGGCAAGCCUGUUUUGAUGGUUCAUGGACUUCUGGACAAUGCAGGAUCAUUUGAUCGCCUGAUUCCAUUUCUACCAUUCGAUUAUUACUUUGUCUGCAUUGAUUUACCGGGCCAUGGAUUAUCGUCACACUUCCCUGCAGGAUUACCCCUGGAUUAUUUAAAUCACGUUUUAGCUCUUCGCAGAGUCUUAGAUAGUCUUAAAUGGAGCAACUGUAUCUAUAUAGGUCAUAGUUUAGGCGCGACUAUGGGACUGAUGUUCACCUCAAUUUAUCCUGAGAGAGUAAAGAAAAUUUUGUGUUUUGACGCAGUUACUGCUACGCCAAUUACAAACAAUAGACUAAUUCCCCACAUUCGGAAGGUACAUGACAAUAUUUUGAGCAUUGAAGGGAAAGAAAAGACUAUGAAAGUAUAUACCGAGGACGAAGUGAUGUACAUGCUCAUGUAUACAAGAUUCUUUGCUCUAAAUUUUGCUGCUGCUGAAGCUUUGAUGAAGCGAUCUGUUACCAAAAUUGGUGAUAAAUACAAGUUAAACCGCGACGUACGACUCAACGCCGGCUUGUUUCCGGUAUUUAAUUCUGAUCAACACUUGAGUUUACUUGAGAAACUCAAAUCACCUGCGACAGUCAUUGCCGCAACAGCAACAAUGGCUACAGCUCAUUAUGAAAAAAUGUUAUGGCUUAGUUCAGAUAGGUUGACGAAAUCACACAGGUUUCUAAUAGUUGAAGGUAAUCAUGACGUACACAAUAAUCACCCUGAGAAAGUUGCUUCUCACGUAUGCCAAUUUUUGAGUGAUCUUAAGAGCAAUUUGUGAUCUACGUAGCUCUUAGUUAAUCUCAAUUCACAUGGAAACAUGUACGAUUUGAUUAAAAAUAAACAAAAAAAUAAUCUAUAUUAAUUUAAAUUCUGUUUCUAUUACGUUUCUACACGUCAAAAUCAAUUUAGGGUAUGGAUUAUAAAUUACUUAAAAGUAUGAUUGUAAUAUAUUGUGUAGUCAAAUUAAAGGAAAAAUGUAAUUUAAAAUGUAAUAAGCUUUUUUGCUCUCUUGACGGUUAAAAUAUACAGUAAAAGUAGGUGAAUGGUAAAUAUGUGGUGGGAAUCAUUGGAGGAAAUUCUAAUAAACUUGAUAAAUGCAAAA